AUGGGCCGCAAGAAAGCCUCCACAACAACAGCAGAAAACGACAUAACACCCAUCGGCCUCUCAACAUCCUCCCUCGCGCCCCCAACAGCAUUCACAGACGGCCUCCCCCUCCCGAAAAUGAUAGUCUUCGAUCUAGACUACACACUCUGGUAAGUAGAACCCACCUACCUUACCCUUCCAACAACCCCAUCCAUUCAACAACCUGAUCCUAAACGUUCCCCCACGCAGGCCCUUCUGGGUCGACACCCACAUCUCCAGCCCCCUCAAACCCGACCCGGCAGUCCCAGGCCUCGUAGUGCUAGAUCGCUACCGCGAGCCCUGUGCCUUCUACAACGACAUCCCCUCCAUCCUCCACAACAUCAAAUCCCGCAACAUCACCCUCUCCGCCGCAUCUCGAACUUCCGCCCCGGAGCUCGCCCGAUCCAUGCUUUCCCUCCUGCGAAUCCCGUCUCCCGAGAACCCCACCGCCAUCUCUCUCUUCGAUCAUCUGGAGAUUUACCCCGGGAGCAAGACGACGCAUUUCAAGAAAUUGCACGAGAAGAGCGGGGUUGCGUAUGAGGAAAUGUUGUUCUUUGAUGAUGAGAGUCGGAAUCGGAAUGUGGAAGAGUUGGGUGUUGUGAUGCAGUUGGUCCGGGAUGGGGUUAGUAGGAAGGAGAUUGAUCGGGGAGUGGAAUUGUGGAGGAAGAGAAAUGGGAGGACCGAAUCAUGA
Lecanosticta acicola is the source of this 709-nucleotide messenger RNA. NCBI's taxonomy places the organism in Eukaryota, Fungi, Ascomycota, Dothideomycetes, Mycosphaerellales, Mycosphaerellaceae. The record is from the annotation of a GenBank genome assembly.